AGUAUAUCAUUAGAUCAAUGGGAAUUAUUUAUUGACAUGUUUUGUUGUAGCAAUAUCUAAGUUCUGUCUGGGAGCGAGAGUGACGCAUAGACAUUGAUAUAUAAUUUAAUUAUAUAUAUAUGUCAUGGCACUCUGUUGUCUUAUUCUUCUUCUUGGUUUAUUUGCUCCCUUCCAUCCUAUCUAUGCCAAAAUUUCCUCCACUAAUGAACUGGCACAAGUUCAAAAUGAAAGAACAAUAAUUGUCAUGAAACUUGACCCCAAAAUCAAUGAAAUGGAGGUCAAGAUGCAUGGCAUUGGUACGCCUCGUCAAACACCAGAAACAGCUAAUAAAACAACAGAUGUGAAUGUAAUAUCAUACAAAGACAAAGGUCAUAUUCUCACCCGGGAUCAUCAGCGCCACUUCCAAAAUGUUUACAGGAUUCUAAUCCUCAUAGGAUGGGGCACUUUGCUACCCAUCGGGGUAAUCAUUGCAAGAUACUUGAGAAAUUUUCCUGUUCUGUAUGAUGUAUGGUUCAAGUGUCACCUAGUGUGCCAGACUUUGGGAUAUAUUCUUGGCACAAUGGGGUGGUGCAUGUGGCUGGGGCUUGGAAACUCAUCAAAACAUUUUGUAUCUAAAACACAAAGUAUUCUCAGCAUCAUUGCUUUCACAUUCAUAAACGUACAAAUGCUUGCCACCUUCAUGCGACUAAAUAAAGAAGCGGGGUAUUGCAAGUGCUGGAACAUAUGUCACCAUCUUCUUGGGUAUGCCAUAAUUGGAAUAGUUAUAGCAAACAUAUCUGUAGGGUUCCACGAUGAAACGUUGAGACGGGUUUAUGAGGGAAUACUUGGAGGUUUGACUGUGUUAGUUGUCCCGCUUGAAAUUUAUAGAUGCAAGACUAAGAUAAUGCAUCAUGCUGUGAUUAUUCACCGUGAAUUGUGGAACAGAGAAGGAAGUUAUUGAUGAAACAGUGUUGGUGUAAUCGUGAAGACACGUGGCUCUAGGUUACUUAUUCGAAUGGGAAAUGCAAAUAUGAGGAUUCAAAAUGAACUAUAUACUACAUCCAGGCUAAGGUAGUAUUUCAAGAAUUUUCUAAAAUCAUUUUUAUAAGUUCAAGCUCUCUUUUCAAGAAGGUAAAAGAGAAGUUAAGUCAAAUAAUUUUCGAGAAACAAAAAUAGUGGGUUUCCUUAGUCUUUUCUGUAUUCCUGUAGUGCACAUAUCACCGUGGCCAAAUUCAAUCGUCGGUGAGUUAUAUCGGAUCGUAACUCUUAGGGUUUAGUCAUUUGUCAUAAAUACUUGUAUCCACAACAUUUUACACCACCAUCUUUCAUGUAAACAACACUUUUUAUGUGAGUUCAAGAAAACAUAGAUCCAUAGGUCCAGUGAUAUAAAAAGUCUAUACUUUUUAUCUCGAUCGAUAAACUGGCACAAACAGUAUGUCCUUUAUUAUGCUUACCGAUCAAUUUUAUAA
Molecule: messenger RNA, 1448 nt
Organism: Cajanus cajan (pigeon pea)
Lineage: Eukaryota; Viridiplantae; Streptophyta; Magnoliopsida; Fabales; Fabaceae
Product: cytochrome b561 and DOMON domain-containing protein At4g12980
Source: RefSeq, a predicted model, not a curated record